Molecule: messenger RNA, 1137 nt
Organism: Glarea lozoyensis ATCC 20868
Lineage: Eukaryota; Fungi; Ascomycota; Leotiomycetes; Helotiales; Helotiaceae
Product: carbohydrate binding family 6
Exons: 1
Coding region: 1-1137 (378 amino acids)
Source: RefSeq, a predicted model, not a curated record
AUGGUUACCAAGACAACUCUCAAUGUGGCUUUGAAGAAUCAAUCCAAUUCUAAUACGAUAUUCGCAUAUAUCACGGGACUAGCACUCGACAAUGGCAAUCAACGAGUUAUUCUACGCUCUGACGGAAAAACACCAUAUUAUCCAAGCUCUCCAGCGAAAGUAGGAAGUCCACUGGAAGUUGAUUGUGGCAUACCACUUGGGCCACCUGGUUCGACGGCUGUUGUCACUAUUCCUCGGAUUGCGGGUGGACGCAUCUGGUUUUGUAUGGACGACAAACUGACUUUCCUCCUCAAUCCUGGACCGGGGCUCAUCGAGCCCUCAGUCUCAAACCCUUCCGACCCAAAUUACAACAAGAACUGGGGUUUCUGUGAGUUCACAUUUAACGACGCUCAACUCUUCGCGAAUAUCUCCUAUGUCGACUUCGUCUCGAUUCCAAUAUCCAUGACUUUGACAAACGACGCCGGAGCUAGUCAGAGUGUUGCCGGUAUGCCAGCAAAUGGCCUCCAAACAGUUUGCGACAACCUCGUCGCUCAAAAUCAAAGAGACAACGCAGGUUGGAACCAACUUAUCGUUAACACUGCUGCUGGCAAACCUCUUCGAGCACUAAGUCCGAACACCGGCCACGUCAUGAACCAGAACCUCUUCGCAGGCUACUAUGAUUCCUACGUCAACGCCUGCUGGGACAAAUACACCUCUACUCCCCUCAAAAUCGACACACAAGCUGAAUGGGGCGUUGUCACCGGCACCGUCAAAAAUGGACUCUUAAUCUUCCCUGGCCUCGGCACGUUCGCUAAACCAUCAACCACCGACAUCUUCUCCUGUUCCACAGGUCCCUUUGGUGGCUACCCUAAUAACGCCGCUGCAAUGGGCGCGAUCGGUGCUCGUCUUGCUGCGGCGUUGAAUAGGAGCACGCUGUUGAGCAGUGAUACGCAGCCAACAAGUGAUUUUAGCGCAUAUUACGCAACGACACCUACAAAUUACUACUCGAGGAUUGUACAUGCGGCGAAUAUUGACGGGAGGGGUUAUGCGUUUCCUUAUGAUGAUGUUGGCGCUGGUGGUGGCGAUGGAGGAGAUCAAGCUGGGACUGUGUUUGAUGGGGCGCCGAAGUUGUUUACUGUUGCGGUUGGAGGGAGAUAA